AUGUCAGGAGAAGGGAAUAAACGGCAACGUUUAUCGGGUGCACAAUAUAAAAAAAAACGAAUUGAACGAGAAAAAGAUUCUGCUAAGCAACGGGUUGGUCUUCUUCAAUUUUUAAAACCAAAUCAACAAAUCGAACAUAAUUUGUCUGUGAAUAACUUUACGCUUCAUUCUGAAAAUAUUAGUAAUAACAGUACGAUUUGUGAGAAAAUAAUUGAUAAUGACGUCUCAAAAAGUCAUAUCGAUAAUGAGCAUCAAUCAAAUAAUGUUGAAGAUCCUGAAAAUAUUAAUAAUAACAACACGAUUUGUGAGGAAAUAAUUAAUAAUAAUAUCUCAAAUAAUGUUCAAGAUGAUAUUAAUAUCGUCUCUGAUGAUAGCAUUGACCUUACAUUUUUUGAGGAACCAUCAAAAUGGCCUGAUCCAUUGAAUAAUGGACAUAGGUUAAUAUUAGUAAAAAAAUUUAAUAACCCAGUUCAGAUUAUUUUAACUCAGUAUCCUAUAAAUGAUGACAGUAGAUCAUUUUCUAGUAAAUACUUUUAUCGAAUUCUAUCAAAUGGUGAAAACAUACAGCGUACUUGGCUUAUGUAUUCAAAAGAUGUUGAUUCAGUAUUUUGUUUCUGUUGUAAAUUGUUUAAAUCUGGUACAUUUUCUCUUGCUACACAUGGUAAUCGAGAUUGGAAAAAUAUAGGAAAUAUUCUCAAAAAUCACGAAAAUUCGCCUUAUCAUAAAAAUGCAUUACUAAAUUGGAAAGAAUUAGAAAUAAGGGUGAAAAUGGGAAAAACUAUAGAUGAUGUUAACCAGGUGAUUAUUAGGGCGGAAACUGAACACUGGAAAGCUGUUAUUAAUCCCGAGAGGAGUUUCUCAAAACUUAAAAUAUUAAAAAAUUAUUUGCGAACAAAUAUAUCUCAAGACCAAUUAGUAGGAUUAGCCACUCUAUCUAUUGAAAGUGAAAUUGCUGAAGAAUUAGACAUGGAUGAACUUAUACAGAGCUUUGCUUCACUAAAAGCAAGAAAAGUCAAUUUUAAAUAA
Messenger RNA from Myzus persicae (green peach aphid), 1026 nucleotides. Its product is annotated as zinc finger MYM-type protein 5-like. The coding region runs from base 1 to 1026 and encodes 341 amino acids. The transcript has 2 exons. NCBI's taxonomy places the organism in Eukaryota, Metazoa, Arthropoda, Insecta, Hemiptera, Aphididae. The record is from RefSeq and is a predicted model, not a curated record.